Messenger RNA from Gossypium raimondii (Peruvian cotton), 824 nucleotides. RefSeq lists its product as uncharacterized. Lineage: Eukaryota; Viridiplantae; Streptophyta; Magnoliopsida; Malvales; Malvaceae. The transcript has 2 exons. The record is from RefSeq and is a predicted model, not a curated record. Bases 145 to 669 code for a protein of 174 amino acids.
AAUUAUUUCAAGUGAAAUUCAAAAGUGGAAGCGAGCGGUGUCUUUUGAGGAUAAUAUUUUCCCAGCAGACAAACCACCAUCAGUUAGUUUUUCCAGCCAAAUCCCGGGAGUAUCAUCAACUUUGCUCCUUUCUCUGAAACAGACAUGAAAUCCAUAUGUUUUUCCUUUGCAAUCGCUGCAGAAGCCAUCCCAAAUUCCAAUCAUCUUCAUCGUCCACUAACUCCUCCUUACCCCCCGUCAAUUCUAACCCCUAAUUUUCCUCUCAAAAGAACCCAAACUUCUCUCCUCCCUCUAAGAUCUCAAUCUUCUUCAGAGCCACCAGCGAAUCAACGAGGACAAGACCCAGAAAACCUAGUUGAAGACCUGAGAAUCCCGGACCACUGGUUACUCCCUUCAAAGGCCUUGGAGGAAUCCGAAUGGCUCAGAGUUACCCUGCACAAGUGGUUAGAUGAUGAAUACUGCCCAGAGGAAACAAAUGUGGAGAUCAGCAAUGUGGCUGCCCGCUCCUAUUAUCACUCUUUGUUACACAAACAAACCGACGUGGGUGAGAUUCUUUUGAAGAUGGCUAGGGAACUAGAAUCCAUUUCUUAUCAGGAAAGCUUUCAUGGGCCAUUCUCUUCAGCAAAUGCUGCUGUUAGCUUAAUCAUCCAACGAAUAGAGCAGCUGUAGGUUGAGCUUUUUUUUACUGUGUACUUGGUAUUUACUGAUCAUGAAACUCGUUGGAGCUUGGGUAUUUUUGGUUGUCAAUUCUGCUUCAUUUAUGUAAUACUACCCUCUCUGUACUCUGUUAUUGGCGUAGAAUUUUUUAUUCUUUUUAUUGUUCA